GAGGAACUCCAACAGCAGAAAGUCAACCAGGAAACCGAGGCUGCUAAACUGACCCACCGCCCCGGUGCGACGGGUAAACGGCGGCACUGACGAUAACAAUCGCACAGUCUAACAGUACAGGAUUUGUUUUUGAUAUUUAAGUUGACACAAAGCAGCGACAUGGCCUCCCUUUUCAAGAAGAAGACUGUCGACGACAUAAUCAAGGAACAAUCUAGGGAGCUGCGUUCCACACAGAGAGGGAUCGCAAGGGACAGAAAUGCACUGGAGAAACAAGAGAAACAAUUGGAGGCUGAAAUCAAGAAAAUGGCUAAGAGUGGAAACAAGGAGGCGUGUAAGAUUCUUGCCAAGCAGUUGCUCCAUGUGAGGAAGCAGAGAGAUCGCACAUAUGCAGUCAGCUCCAAGGUCACGUCCAUGGCUACGCAGACGAGGGUCAUGAACUCACAAAUGAAGAUGGCGGGCGCCAUGUCCUCUACAGCCAAGACAAUGCAAGCAGUGAAUAAAAAGAUGGAUCCACAGAAGACCCUGAAGACCAUGCAGGACUUCCAGAAGGAGAACAUGAAGAUGGACAUGACUGAGGACAUGAUCAACGACACUUUAGAUGAGAUCUUCGACGGGUCUGGGGAUGAAGAGGAAUCUCAGGACAUUGUCAACCAGGUUCUUGAUGAGAUUGGCAUUGAGAUCUCCGGAAAGAUGGGGAGAGCUCCAGCUGCAGGAAAGAGCCUCCCUGGCGCUGCCUCCUCCAAGCAGGCGACCAUCACCGACGACGAGAUCGAGAAACAGCUCCGAGCUCUGGGAGUGGACUAAUUGUCUUCUCUGUAUUAAUGUUCACAUUAUACACCUGUGCAACAUUAAUACUAAUUGAUACAGACUCUUAGACACAUUGGAUUUGUCAUUGUUGAAAUACUACAGGUGUAACAACGGGUGCACACCAUCACACAAACACACACACAUUAAGACAUUCAAAGGCCUGCAGGCAGAUAUGCAUACCAUCACGCAGAUACACUGUCUUCGACAGGUUGCCUUACAGGUCAUUGGGGCAGAACAUCUGAUCUAUUUAUGGGAAAAUAAUAUUUAUCAUGACUCUGGAGAGUCUGCAGCCUGAAUAACAAAUGUUUGACCUAAAGAGUUCUGAACCACCUACGCUGUUGUUUACCACCCAUCUCAGUCUUUAUAAGGGCUACAGUAUACGAGAUCAUGGCUUUUUCCCAUCUGAUGUUUUGGCCUUACUGGAGUUACUCAUAUGAUCUGUCAGCUUUUGGCUGGGGGAAGAUGGAUGGUCUUUUUUUCCAGCGAGCUCUAAUGAGUAAAACAUGGUAAUUAAAAAGAGCUUAGGGGUUGUCGGUAACCAGAUGGAAGUUGUAUUUUUCCUACUUACAACGUUUACGUGAUUCGCUCCCUCUGAGGCACAAUCCUCUACUCCAUGUGCAUGUUUUUAAUAGUUAUGUGGGAAAAACAUCCUGAAGUGUCAGAAAUGGCACACAGUUACUUUAACAUACAACGACUGAUCACUAUUUACAUACAUAUGACGAAAGUGGUCAAUGAGCUAAUUAAUUAUCAUGUUUUUAAAAUCUUAAGGUACGAUAGUUACAAUGAUUUAACUCAAACACGCAUGUUAAAUGUGUAACUUCAUUUACUUCAGCAUGAGAUGGUGAGAUGGGUCUAUCCGAGGGUAAGCAUUCAGUUUGCACCACCGAAGAUGUGAUGGUGCACAGAUUGGGAGAAAAUGUAAUUAAACAAAUUAGGACUAAUGUUGGACUGGCAUAUCAAAGAGUUUUCAGUCAAUUAUUUGAUGCUACUGAGUAAUUAAAUGUGUGAUUUUUGUUUUGGAUUCUUGGUUUCUGAUCUUAUAUUGGAUAUGGGUUUUACAGUGAUUGUAGGAUGGCACUGGUCCUGCAGUCCCUCCUCUCUUUCAGCUGCUGUGCAGUUACUGUCAUGUUAUUUUAAGCUGCCUCUCUCACAUACACACACACACUACAGCAACAAAAUAAUGGAAGUGUUUGCUUAAAUGACACUGUGAUCCAGGAGAUGUUUUCUCUUCUUCAGAGCUGAAGCUAGCUUCAUGAGAGUGACAGGGACAUAUGAAGUCAUAUUAAGUCUUGUCAUUCUCUCUCUGGCCUUUUGUUCCCAUGUUUAUUCCCAUUGCCAAAACAAACUGAGAAUGUUUUCAUUCUUGCAUGUAUCUGACAUGGACAACACACAAUCCAUUGAAUUUUCAUAAGCCACCCUUUCCUCUACCUUUUAAAAGUCUGUUGUGAUUGUGAGCAGAAACUGUUUAUACAGAUUUCGACAUUGAGUGCAGUCCCAUGGUUAGGAAAUUUUCACACUUUUUAAAAGGUGUAUGUAUACUCCUCUUUUAUUUAGUCAUUGUAAAUUGACUCUGUAAAGGGUUAUGGCUUUUAUAAUGAAUAAAGUUUCUUCAGGUACA
Plectropomus leopardus (leopard coralgrouper) is the source of this 2425-nucleotide messenger RNA. RefSeq names its product charged multivesicular body protein 2Ba (gene chmp2ba). The record is from RefSeq and is a predicted model, not a curated record. Gene Ontology annotation, biological process: vacuolar transport. Lineage: Eukaryota; Metazoa; Chordata; Actinopteri; Perciformes; Serranidae.